Danaus plexippus (monarch butterfly) is the source of this 839-nucleotide messenger RNA. RefSeq lists its product as uncharacterized. Bases 149 to 379 code for a protein of 76 amino acids. The transcript has 3 exons. Lineage: Eukaryota; Metazoa; Arthropoda; Insecta; Lepidoptera; Nymphalidae. The record is from RefSeq and is a predicted model, not a curated record.
AAAGCAUACUUUCUAGAGGUAUCCAACCAGUUUUGUAACCACUGCAUACAGUGACGUACGUAUACUGAAUAGGUUGUGCCUUCGCCUGUGAUUUAAAAAAAAAAAUCUUGUGUUUGGAAUUAGUGGGAUAUUUUUUAUUGAUAUAACAAUGAAGUUAUGGAGAUUGUCCUUAAUAAUGGUUGUAAUGAUGUUUUCAUUACUCACAACUACAGAAUCCAUAGUGCCGCAGCCAAGAGCACCUAACUUCCAAUAUUUUGAAAGGCCAAAAUACCGGUAUCCAUACUACGAUGAGAACGGAAAAGGAAAGUUGUUAUACGGUUACGGUGGACCAGAACUAUAUCAAUAUAAAUCGUAUUCACCCUUAGAAGGAAUACACUAAUUUAUAGAUAUAUAUUAUAUAAUUCUGUAUUUCUUUGUACAUACAAAUACAACGGAUUUUGAACGUAAUCUAGUACUUUGGAGUAAGGUGCAAUGUUAUUUUAUUGUUGUUAACAAUUGCUUUGACAGACUGUAAACUCUUUUUGAGAUGGGUUCGUUUUUUUGUUUAAGUAAACAUUAUAAAAACAUAAAAUCUUUAUUAUAUUAGCAAUAAAUAUUGUAAAUAAUUAUGUCCGAGUUUCAUUAAUAAUUUCACCUCUCUGUAAAAACAGUAUUUAGAAUUGCUUGAGAGAUAGAAUAGACGAUUUUUUAUUUAAAAAAAUAUAUAUAAACUUUUGCUUAGCGACGAUAUUAAUGAAUUGUGACAUUCAUGAGAGUGAAAUUCGGAAACUAAUAGUUAAUUUUAGGCUUGAAAUACUCAUUAAAAUCAAUGGAAGUGUUUGUUAAAAUAGUUCAUUUUG